AUGUCAUCAUCACGAGCACCUCAAUCGUCGUCGACCUUCGUUCCAGUUGGAAGUCUCAGGCUACGUGACAUCCAUAAGAUCUUCAAAGAUAGAAAGCGAACGAGCCAUGAGGAGAGGCAAACCACUGUUCGCGUGAUUUGGGACAUCAACACUUGUCCUCUACGGGACAAUGACAACGGUUUCGUGUACAAUGCUGCGAGUUUGAGGGAGAACAUCAACACAGCUCUUCAUCAUCUCAGCCCCAAUCUCCACGUUGAGGAGAUAUCACUCGUUUAG
Molecule: messenger RNA, 276 nt
Organism: Arabis nemorensis
Lineage: Eukaryota; Viridiplantae; Streptophyta; Magnoliopsida; Brassicales; Brassicaceae
Source: the annotation of a GenBank genome assembly